ACGACCCGCGGCGACGGCGACGACUUGUGGCGCGAACGGACAACAGAGAGAAGAGCGAGCCGGCCGGCGCCGGGGGCGGCGCCGAUGGGCACGGCGUCGGUGCACAAGAGCUGGCGCAAGGCGUGCGGCGCCAUCAAGGACUCCGCCACCGUGGGGCUCGCCAAGGUGAACGGCGGCGGCCGCGAGCGCAAGGACCUCGACGUCGCCGUGGUCAAGGCCACCACCCACGUCGAGCGACCGCCCAAGGAGCGCCACCUCGCCGCGAUCUUCGCCGCCACGUCCGCCUCCCGCCCGCUCGCCGACGUCUCCUACUGCGUCCACGCGCUCGCCAGGCGCCUCGCCAAGACCCACAACUGGGUGGUCGCUCUGAAGACGCUGAUCGUCAUCCACCGGACGCUGCGCGACGGCGACGCCGCGUUCAGGGAGGAGCUGCUCAGCUACCGGCGCAAGGGCCACGCCCUGCAGAUGUCCAACUUCAAGGACGACUCCAGCCCGCUAGCAUGGGACUGCUCGGCAUGGGUGCGAACGUACGCGCUGUAUCUCGAGGAACGGCUCGAGUGCUUCAGAGUUCUGAGAUACGACAUCGAGUCGGAGCGGCUGAGACCUGCAGAGGGAAACCCCGAGGGCCAAAGUAGAACAAGGACCUUAGGCAAGGAUGGCCUCUUGGAACACCUCCCUGCAUUGCAGCAGCUGCUCUUCCGGCUUGUCGGCUGUCAGCCUGAAGGGGCAGCUUUUGGGAACUACCUAAUACAGUAUGCCCUGGCUCUGGUGUUGAAGGAAAGCUUCAAGAUAUAUUGUGCAGUAAAUGAUGGGAUCAUUAACCUUGUGGAUGUGUUCUUUGAUAUGACAAAACUUGAUGCUAUCAAAGCCCUGGACAUCUAUAAAAGAACAGGGAAUCUGGCAAAAUCUCUUUCUGACUUCUACGAGCUCUGCAGAGGUCUGGAGCUAGCCAGAAACUUCCAAUUUCCAAUUCUGAGAGAGCCACCAGCAUCAUUUCUUGGAACAAUGGAAGAGUACAUCAGAGAAGCCCCUAGAACUGCUCCGGUUCCAAAUGGGACCAUAGAGUACCGGCAGCUAGAUUUCGUUCCUUACCAGGAAGAAGAAGAAGAACAAACCCCUGAACCUAUGUCCGAGGUGUUUGACGAACCUGUUGCGGAGGAAGUUCCUCCUGAACCUGAAGAAGAACCUCAGUUUGCAGAUGACUACGACGAAGAUGAGCCUGAAACUCUGACAACUGCCGAUUUACUGGGCCUGCAUGAAGUAAACCCUGCCGCUGCUGCACUUGAAGAGAGCAAUGCGCUGGCUCUGGCCAUAGUACCACCAAGCGGUUCAAACAACACACCUGCCAUCAGCUUCGGCGAGAUAAGUGCAGGAUCAUCAGGCUGGGAGCUAGCUCUGGUCACAGCACGGUCCAGCACCAGCGCCAGCAGCCAGCUGACAGAAAGCAAGCUGGCGGGGGGCUUCGACAAGCUGCUGCUGGACAGCUUGUACGAGGACGCCGCAAGGAGGCAGCAGCUGGCGGCCAUGGACGCGUCCCAGCAGAACGACCCGUUCGCCAUGUCCGUCGGCGUCGCGCCGCCGACCGGCGUGCAGAUGUCGGUGAUGGCGCAGCAGCUGCAGCAGCAGGCCAUGCUCGGGAUGCCGCAGCAGCUCCAGUUCAACCCUUUCGUCGAUGCCUACUCUGCUGCCGCGUUGGCGUCGUCCCAGGGCGCCCCUUUCCAUGGGAGCGGCAGCUUGAUCUGAAUGAUUCGAGCUUGAAAUCCAGUUCAGUCUGCGUAGAUGUCCGCGACUCUUGGCUCGAGUUGUAUGCAGACUAUUUGCUUCUUUUUUCUCAACUCGGAUUAUGAUUUUGCCAGACUCUCUGGUGGGAUGGUUGAAAACUUGAAAUGGAUCACUGUUCGU
Panicum hallii is the source of this 1902-nucleotide messenger RNA. RefSeq names its product putative clathrin assembly protein At5g57200. The coding region runs from base 85 to 1743 and encodes 552 amino acids. Gene Ontology annotation, molecular function: SNARE binding; phosphatidylinositol-4,5-bisphosphate binding; 1-phosphatidylinositol binding. The record is from RefSeq and is a predicted model, not a curated record. The transcript has 14 exons. NCBI's taxonomy places the organism in Eukaryota, Viridiplantae, Streptophyta, Magnoliopsida, Poales, Poaceae. Gene Ontology annotation, cellular component: clathrin-coated pit; clathrin-coated vesicle. Gene Ontology annotation, biological process: clathrin-dependent endocytosis; clathrin coat assembly; vesicle budding from membrane.